GAGUCUUUAGUUGACAUAACCUAGUACCUGUGCUUACCCAACCUACUGUUCUGUAGACAGUUUUCCCAUAGCCUCAGUUCAGGAUUUCCACUCCAGAAUCUUCAGCUAAAUGAGAUCAUGAUUUUGGAAGGAGCUGGCAGGAUGAGUAUCAAUUCCAGCAGCAAUCUACUCCACCAGCAGCCUUCCUGGACAGACGGAUAUUCCACAUGCAAUGUAUCCAGUAGCUUCUAUGGAACCCAGUGGCACGAAAUACACCCACAGUACUGGACUAAGUUUCAAGUCUGGGAGUGGCUGCAGCACCUCCUUGAUACCAACCAACUGGAUGCCAACUGCAUACCUUUCCAGGAGUUUGAUAUCAAUGGGGAACAUCUGUGUAGUAUGAGCCUGCAGGAAUUCACUCAGGCAGCUGGGACAGCAGGACAGCUGCUUUACAGCAACCUCCAGCACCUAAAAUGGAAUGGUCAGUGUGGAAGUGACAUGUACCAAUCUCAUAAUGUCAUUGUGAAGACAGAGCAAACAGAUCCAUCACUAAUGGUGUCCUGGAAAGAAGAGAAUUAUCUUUAUGACAGUGGCUAUGGUAGCACAGUAGAGUUAUUGGACAGUAAAACAUUCUGUCGUGCUCAGAUUUCCAUGAUGACACCUAGUCACCAAUCUUCUGACUCUUCAGAUGCAAAAAAAUCGCAAGAUCAUACCCCAAAGUCCCACACCAAGAAGCACAACCCUCGAGGAACUCAUCUUUGGGAAUUUAUUCGAGAUAUUCUUCUCAAUCCUGAGAAAAACCCAGGAUUAAUUAAGUGGGAAGACCGGUCAGAAGGUGUGUUCAGAUUUUUAAAAUCUGAAGCUGUGGCUCAGCUGUGGGGAAAGAAGAAAAACAACAGCAGCAUGACUUAUGAGAAACUCAGCCGGGCUAUGAGAUACUAUUACAAAAGAGAAAUCCUUGAGCGCGUGGAUGGUCGGAGAUUAGUAUAUAAAUUUGGAAAGAAUGCCCGUGGUUGGAGAGAAAAUGAAAAUUAAAUAUAUCAAGAAAUUACAUUUAAAACACAUGGAUGUAAAUAUUCAAAGACUAUUUUCUUAUAUUUAUGUAUCAAACUGGGGUGAGAAAACAAUUCUACUUCUGUCGGGAAGAAAGAACAUUAUCAUUAUUGGUGUUAAAAUUAUUUUAUUUGAAGUAUGUCCUGUAUGGGGAAAAAAUGUACACAGUUUUCUGUGAUAUAAGUUAACAUUAUAGAAUUAUGAUUAUUUUUC
Molecule: messenger RNA, 1245 nt
Organism: Camarhynchus parvulus
Lineage: Eukaryota; Metazoa; Chordata; Aves; Passeriformes; Thraupidae
Gene: EHF
Product: ETS homologous factor
Exons: 9
Coding region: 118-1014 (298 amino acids)
Biological process (GO): cell differentiation; regulation of transcription by RNA polymerase II
Cellular component (GO): nucleus
Molecular function (GO): DNA-binding transcription factor activity, RNA polymerase II-specific; sequence-specific DNA binding
Source: RefSeq, a predicted model, not a curated record